UUUCCCGCCGUUCCUCUCUUCUCUCUGCCUUUUCUCUUCGGGUCCCUACAGAUCGAAGAACAAUUCUUGUUCGUCGUCUUCGUCUUUCUUCUUCUUCUUCUUCUUCAUGGGAGAUUCUUCUUCACGUUCGCAGCAGUCGACACAACCGAAUUUGUACGGCAUCCUGGGAAUCACCAAAAGCUCUUCCUUGUUAGAUAUUAGCAAAGCCUACAAGGCGCUCGUCAUGAAAUGGCAUCCCGACAAGAACCCCUCCAGCAAAUCUUCCGAAGCCGCCGCAAAGUUCCGAGAGAUUACCGAAGCCUACAGGACUCUGAGUGCCAAGGAGGAGGAAUCGGAAUUCAAAGCUUUGGAUGAGCCAGCCAUGGAAGAAACGGCAUCCAGGCACAGAAGCGCCGACGAGGGCUUCUUCACGCGGCUGUCGAGAACUGCCAGCCGGAGAAGCAAGACGCCGGUGCCACACAGAGCGGAUUUCUCAAGGAACCCGAGCAGGAGAAGCACCACCCCGACGCCGGCAGACAUGUACGAAUCAUCAUUGUCAAGAACUGCAAGCGUCAGCACAGACAUGCCGGCCACCACCCCAACCACCCCCAAAACCCCCACCACGCCGACCGGCAUGGCUACAGGCGCGGCGGGCCUUUCGAAAGCUACCAGCCGGAGGAACAACACGCCCAUCAUCUUCUCACAGUCGACUGCAAGGAGGAAGCCUCCGCCUGUGGAGAAGACGCUGGAGUGCAGCCUGGAGGAGCUCUGCCAUGGCUGCGUCAAGAAGAUCAAGAUUACCAGAGAUGUCAUCUCUGAUACAGGGCUAAUUGUUCAAGAAGAAGAAAUAUUGAAGAUAAAGAUAAAACCUGGGUGGAAGAAGGGCACAAAGAUAACAUUCGAAGGAAAAGGGGAUCAGAGACCAGGAACCUUACCGGCGGAUAUCACAUUCUUGAUAGAUGAGAAGAGACAUCCGAUAUUCAAGAGACUAGGAGAUGACUUGGAGCUUGUAGUUGAGAUCCCUCUAAUCCAGGCCCUCACCGGCUGCAACAUCACCGUCCCGCUCUUGGGCGGCGAGAAGAUGACGCUCUUCAUCGACGACAUCAUCCACCCGGGCUUCGAGAAGAUCAUCCCUGGCCAAGGCAUGCCCAAAGCCAAAGAGAGGGAGAGGAGGGGGAACCUCCGGCUUAGUUUCCUCGUCGGCUUCCCGACACACCUCACCGAUGAACAACGGGCUGACAUUCUGAGUAUUCUCAACGACUCAUCUUCCCCUUGCGGAGAAUGAAUGUUGCUAUAUGCC
Diospyros lotus (date-plum) is the source of this 1279-nucleotide messenger RNA. RefSeq lists its product as uncharacterized. Gene Ontology annotation, cellular component: cytosol. The coding region runs from base 107 to 1264 and encodes 385 amino acids. Gene Ontology annotation, molecular function: protein-folding chaperone binding. The record is from RefSeq and is a predicted model, not a curated record. NCBI's taxonomy places the organism in Eukaryota, Viridiplantae, Streptophyta, Magnoliopsida, Ericales, Ebenaceae. The transcript is spliced from 3 exons.